CUGAAAGGAAAUGUCGGCCGGCCAGGAAGACUAAUUUCGCAGGCCCCUUUUUUUUCUUUUCUAUAUACGGAGCAUGUAUAUAUAUACAGCGGAAACCCAUAUAUAAAAUCUGCGUCCGUGUGAAGAUAAACGAAGAACCAUCACAUCGCCAGAAACAGAGCAAAAAGAAAGAGUGUUGAAGAAAAGGGUUAAUUAAUUCAUAGAAUUAAUCGGAGAUGGUGAGAGCUCCUUGCUGUGACAAAACGGGCCUGAAGAAAGGCCCAUGGACCCCUGAAGAAGACCACAUUCUCGUCUCCUACAUUCAAUCCAAUGGCCAUGCCAACUGGAGGGCUCUUCCUAAACUUGCCGGGCUGUUGAGGUGUGGGAAGAGUUGCAGACUGCGGUGGACGAAUUACCUCCGGCCGGACAUUAAAAGAGGGAAUUUCACUAAGGAAGAGGAAGACUCCAUUAUCCAUUUACAUGAAACUCUCGGUAACAGAUGGUCAACAAUAGCAGCCAGAUUACCAGGACGAACUGACAACGAAAUAAAAAACGUUUGGCACACCCACUUGAAGAAGAAGCUCAAAGAUUAUCAACCCAACCACAAGACUACCACUCCACGCGACAAAAACCCAAACCCGAAACCCGAAAAUUCAAAUGUGACCGAAGUUCAGCACAAUGUCACUAGUCCCGUUAGUUCCCCGUCCUCUCCGAGGCCAUCAUCGAGCGAAAUGUCGUCCUUAACCGAUUCGGUUGGUUGGUCGGAGACGCCAACGAAGCGGGAAGACGGGAAUUCAUCGGAGUACUUUCCUCCGAUCGACGAGAGCUUUUGGACGGAGGAUGUAACGGAUUUUACACGGGUAGAAGAACCAGAGGAGUUUGAGUCCCUUGGCAGCUUGGAUAAUUGUACAGAAAAUAUGGAUGGGAUGGUGUACCCGUCAAAGACUAGGGAUGAAGAUUUGGACUUUUGGUAUGACAUUUUUAUUAGAGCUGGUGAUGUACUAGAGUUGCCACAGUUCUAAUGCAUUUUGGGCUACGUUGUAUCAUAAUGAUAGUUAUUAUUAUGUGUAUUUUCCAUAAGGCAAAAAACUUGUCUAUCACAACAUGUUAAUCCAUCAGCCCUUUCAAAGGCGUAUAAAUACAAACUCAAACAUAUAGUUUUAGACUAUUAUUAACCAAAGUUACUUCCAAGUUCCAAC
Molecule: messenger RNA, 1178 nt
Organism: Cuscuta europaea
Lineage: Eukaryota; Viridiplantae; Streptophyta; Magnoliopsida; Solanales; Convolvulaceae
Source: the annotation of a GenBank genome assembly